AUGAAGCGGCCGUGCGAGGAAACUACCUCCGACAGCGACAUGGACGAGACCAUAGACGUGGGGAGCGAGAAUAAUUACUCGGGGCAAAGUAGUGGUUCUGUGAUUCGUUCAAAUUCCCCAACAACAUCAUCUCAGAUUAUGGCCAGAAAAAAAAGAAGAGGGAUUAUAGAGAAAAGGCGCCGUGAUCGUAUAAAUAACAGUUUAUCUGAGUUGAGGCGGCUUGUGCCAACUGCUUUUGAAAAACAAGGAUCUGCAAAAUUAGAAAAAGCAGAAAUACUGCAAAUGACAGUGGAUCAUUUGAAGAUGCUCCAGGCAACAGGAGGUAAAGGUUAUUUUGAUGCUCAUGCACUGGCCAUGGAUUUCAUGAGCAUUGGAUUCCGAGAAUGUUUAACUGAAGUUGCAAGAUAUCUGAGCUCAGUGGAAGGUCUGGACACAUCUGAUCCGCUAAGAGUUAGACUUGUGUCUCAUCUCAGCUCUUGUGCAUCUCAAAGGGAAGCUGCUGCAAUGACCUCAUCCAUGGCUCAUCACCAUCAUCCCUUGCAUCCUCACCACUGGACAGCAGCAUUUCACCAUCUCCCUGCCGCUUUACUGCAGCAGAAUGGACUUCAUUCCUCUGACACCACUCCUUGUAGACUUUCAACAGCGUCGGAAGUGCCUCCUCAUGGCUCUGCUCUUCUCACGGCCACCUUUGCCCAUGCUGACUCCGCGCUCAGAGUGCCCUCAGCUGGCAGUGUUGCUCCCUGUGUCCCACCUCUUUCUACCUCUCUUCUCUCGCUCUCUGCCACUGUACACGCUGCUGCUGCAGCUGCUCAGAGCUUCCCUCUGUCUUUCGCUGGAGCAUUCCCAAUGCUUCCACCUAGUGCAGCGGCAGCAGUGGCAGCUGCAACAGCAAUCAGCCCACCAUUAUGUGUAUCGGUAGCUUCCAGUCCUCAGCAAACUAGCAGUGGUGGAAAUAGUAAACCCUACCGACCUUGGGGGACUGAAGUUGGAGCUUUUUAAGCCUCACACACACACAAGCCGUCUUUGGACUUCAUGCAGUAGUAACUCAGUGUCCUUCCUAUUCAGUCAGAUUGAAGGUCUGUAUCCGCGCAAAUAGCCUUAUAGAUGCCUGCAAGCCAAUCAAGGAACAGUAAAGCUAUUCUAGGGUCAGACUUAAAAGAGGACAUAUAGCAGUAUUGGGUAUAUUUUUCUUUGUUUUGCUUAAGGCACAUUGGUGAGCAAUGGUGGCUUUCAGAAACAUCAUACCCCAAUGACCAUUUAGAAGUUUAUUGGGAAAUAGGUAGACUCUAGACCCAAUAAUCCUCCAGCCAUACACCGUUAUUUGGUAGACAGAUGGGGGCUAGCACCUCUAAAUUUCUCCUGAGGCUGGACGAAAAGUUCGAGUUUCAUAAGUGCCUGACAUACAUAUGCGUU
Molecule: messenger RNA, 1413 nt
Organism: Terrapene triunguis (Three-toed box turtle)
Lineage: Eukaryota; Metazoa; Chordata; Testudines; Emydidae
Gene: HEY2
Product: hes related family bHLH transcription factor with YRPW motif 2
Exons: 5
Coding region: 1-999 (332 amino acids)
Biological process (GO): regulation of neurogenesis; anterior/posterior pattern specification; regulation of transcription by RNA polymerase II
Cellular component (GO): nucleus
Molecular function (GO): RNA polymerase II cis-regulatory region sequence-specific DNA binding; protein dimerization activity; DNA-binding transcription factor activity, RNA polymerase II-specific
Source: RefSeq, a predicted model, not a curated record